UAUUUUUUCUAGGUCCCAUGACCUACCGCUAAAGUCAGGUCAAGUAGUUUCACAAAAAACAAGGUCUGAAGAUGAUUUAUUUUUUCUAGGUCCAAUGACCUACUGCUAAAACCAGGUCAAGUAGUUUCACAAAAAACAAGGCCUGUGCGUCUGAUGAAGCCCUUGUCUCUAGGUCAUUCUUUUGCCCACACAACAUCCUAUCCUAUACCCGAUACUCUGAAUACUCCACCGGAGAGGAAGGACACGCAAUCCAAGAUUUGUUUUUUUUAAUACUUAUUUUUUUAAGAAUACUAUUAAAAAAGACACGUCAGAAUGAUUUCUUUCAAAGUGUCAUAUUGACUUCUGCUAGAAAUAAGUCGCAAAUUAAUAAAAGGCCUUGGUUGUGAGACCAUUAAACCGUGUUAUCUUCCACCAGAGAUACGUAUAGCAUUAUUCUCACUUUCUUGGCUGCCACACAAGUCGAUUCGCUGGGAGUAGACGGCACCAAAUCGGCUGACAUUGAAAAUGUAUCGCAGUGGAGACUCAAACCUGAGACUUUGUGGUUACCAGCCAAAUGCGCCACCGCAAAGAUACAUAAAAAGGGGGGAGUUGUUCAAAAAUAGCUAGUAAAGAUUACAAUCUAUAAAAGCAAAAUAAUGCAAACAAAACGUAUGAUUAAAAAAACGAUGUUACUUUCUUUCAGCACGUGCUCAUCGUAUUUUCGUAAGUAAGAUCGUGCCGAAAAAACUGCGCCAACUUUUAACAAUCUGUCGUCAAUAUCAUACGUCAACUCAACAUCCGUAUAAUGUCAUUACAACGACUUUUAUAACCAACAUGUCACUAACCAAAGACGAUAGCUCGUUAAGCGUUUAAUUAUCCGUAUUAUGUCAUUAAGUUAUUAAACUUGAUUACAAUUAUUUUGGACAACGGCCAUAUUUUAUGACGUCGGCGAUGCGAUUACAAUUUGUUACAUAUAAUUUCCACUUUUUGUUAAAAGUGCUUUUUAUAAGCAUAAGUAAUUCUUACCACAAACGGCCUAUCAGCAUCAGAGUAUUAUUCAAGUAAUAUCGUUUUACAAUUUCUUGAAAUAGAAUACAACCUUUUGCAAAAACAUUAUGUUCAGUGUUGUAGCCUAAAAUUGUCCAGGGCUGUAGCCUAAUAUUGUCCAGGGUUGUAGCCUAAUAUUGACCAGGGUUGUAGCCUAAUAUUCUCCUGGAUUGUAGCCUAAUAUUGUCCAGGGUUGUAGCCUAAUAUUGUUUCAGGUUGUAGCCUAAAAUUGUCCAGGGCUGUAGCCUAAUGUUUCUUGGGGUUGUAGCCUAAUAUUUUCCAGUGUUGUAGCCUAAUAUUCUCCUGGAUUGUAGCUUAAUAUUUUCCUGGGUUGUAGUCUGCAACAGAAAGUUACAAGAAAGUUUGUUAAAAAAAACUUAAAAAAUGAUUAACUUUAUGAUGAAAUUUUCUUUUUCUUUCUGCAUUCAGAAAGAUUUGACAUAAAUUGAUAUGCUAUUCAGCGCAUUCUGAAGCGUGCGCAACGUAUGGUCGCAGCAGUAUGCGCCAUGUUAGUCAAUGGUAAAAUGUCACCAACAUGGCGGAUAUUUAAUUACGCUUUUAUUUGCUUUUACUUUCGACCUAUUAACAAGCUGUUAAUUGCUUAUAUACCAAAACCGAAACUUUCUUCCUAUUAAUUAUAAUCUCUAAUUAAUUAAGUUAUCAAUCCUCGCAAUAAAUUAAUUAUGCAAUGACGUUUCAUCUCCGGCAGUAGCAUAACCUUAUAAGGAGAAUCUCGUAUGUCGGUUUUAACGAGGAAUAAUAAAAGAGUUAACUGGGAUUAGGCAUUUUUUCGUCAGCAAGGUUGCAGAAAUGCCACGUUAUGUCAGGUUUUCGUUUUUUUGUAUGCAGGUUCAAGAUUCACCGCACAUUAAAUGCAACUUUGCUAUCGUACAUUCUUAAAGAAAGAUAUUAAAAAAAGGGAUUUAAAUAGCUAAUAAAUAGGAACAGCAUAGAAACAUCGGCAAGCAUGAAAUUUUGCUGUGUUUUUUCUCUUUUCUGGAAAAAUACAACAACAAACAAAAGAUCAUUGCAAUUUUCAUGACCAGUGGACUAUUCACUUUGACAUAAAUAAACAAACUGUUCAAUAACAAUGCUUACCUAAAGAGUAAAACUGAUUUCGUACUGGCAAACACCUCAGUUUAUAACCAAAUUUUCUAGUUCUACAGAUAGGGAAGUAUAACGUCGGUUAUUUUAGGAUCACCGUCAUGAACCUUUGCACAAAAGAUGCCCGACAAAAAACUGCUUUACUGGUGAGUGUCCGGAACAAGCUGAUUCAUGUUUCUAAACGUUUGCACUACACGAUCUAUCUUACGUAGCUCCUUUGUGAUCAAUAAUGUCUUAAAAAAUUAAAUUAUGUCUUCGUAAUCCAUCGUCAAGGAGCUAUGAAAAAGUAGUAGUCAGUAUUAUCAGAUUAGACAUGUUAACAGAUUACGCUGGCGGGUCAUCUUAUUAUGUUUUGUAUCCAUGGCAAUAUGCAUACUGAAAUUUGCAUAGGCGUUUUUAUCUACAUAUUAACGUUAACCAUGUUGUUAAUUUCAAAGGAACGAAAACUUUUUUUUAUCAAAGACAUUAACAACGCAAAGUUCUCUCAUAAUAUAUGACGCAUAAUGCGAAAUUCACCAUGAAAAAAGGACCUUAUAAGGCAGACGAAUAAUGUGGUCCACUUUCGUUUUGCAGUACGACAAUGCAGUGAAUUUGGAUCAAGGGAAGGCGAGCUUUCAGGGUGGAUUUAACUGAAGAUUGCUUAGCAUUGCAAGAUGAGUAAAAAUUAAAGCCUUUUUUCGAAUGUUGUUCCUUUCUACCAACGUUACGUCUACUGGCUAGCCUUAGUAAAUGUAACUAGCCUGACCAUACAGUAAUGUUUUAGUAAUAACAAGUUAUGGAUAGUAUUUAAUAGAAGUAAUAGGUAAUUGUGUGGUUUGCGUUGUCACAGUUUCAUUCUUGUCGAGAUCAAUAACUACAGAAACCGCUGCAUUUAGUAGGAAAAAAAACUAGCGAGUUUCCCAUGCUUUUCCCAUGCUUUCUAAAGACCAGUUUAAUCAAAAUAGGUAGGCUGCAUAUUAAAAACGUGGAAAUUUGCAGUUUUCUUCGCUCAUAUAAGCACUACUUUUUUGUACAGAAUAUAGAAGUCAAAUGGAACCUUAAGCGUCGGUUUUGUUGGACGGCAUUUUUUGCUAUAGCACAGAAAGCUCACGAAAUUUCUCAUUAGCACGCGCGCAUUUAGUUAAAAGCUCUAAUUUCUUUAAAGUGGGCAUGCGCUUACAAAAAAGAAUCGUGUCCUUUUAGCGCUUUAGCAAGAAGAGACAAAAAACUAACGCGCUAUUUAUGGCUCGACACUAGCAUACUUGAUGCAGUUGAUAAUAUACUAUUUAAAAAUGUACGUGUUUCCGGAAACGAGGCUAUAUUUAACUUUAGACGACUUUGAACGUUGAUCAGGCCAAAAGGUUAGAAAGAAUUUUCGAGGCAUAUAUUAUAUAUGUCGCAAUAAUGGGAAUGGAUUCUAACGACCUUCUCACCCCGCGAACAAUAAUUGCAUUCCUAGUAAUAUGCCCUAUACUCUUGUCACAGCCGACGAUGUUUUAUGAUGUGGUCUUGUUCGUGUAGUAAUUAAUGGCGUCACAAAACUAGUUUGUUGUUGUGAGAAAAAAGAAAACCAUAUUCUGCAGUUUUUCAUUCACUACGUUUAUUAAGUUCGAAUCUACUUGCCAGGGAUUUCUUUUUUUUUUUUCUUUUUUGAAUAAAAGAGGAGUUUAAAGAAUUAUUUUCUUAAGGUUUAAAUCUCAUAUUUAAAAAAACAGAAUGACAUUGCGUUCUUGUUUGAAUUGAAUUGGUGCAAUUAAGUUAAUCAAUUGGAAUCAACAACUAAAUCUGAUAGUUUCUUAUUCCUGUUGUGCUCUCCAAGCCUGUUGUUGGCAAAAAAAUUCCAUUGAAGUGAAACAAACUGAAUUAGAAAACUUUUGUGAACAAUACUCAUUCUAUCAUUCGAAAAGAGGAAAAUGGAAACGCUCAGAAGAAGAAAAAUUCCAGAAAAUACGAAGACAAACAAAGCAUGCAUAUUGUAUAUUCUUUCUACGCGUGCGGAAUUUUCCUGCAAAACCAGGCGACGUUCCAGUAAGAUUUCUGGGUAAAAAGUGCUGAUACCUACGCGAUUAAUCAUUUUUUUUGUCAUCCUGGCAAAAUGAAGAUCUUUAAAAAAUACAAAGCGUUUACACCCUGUGCUAUCCUUAUAUUUUUAUUUUCUCUUGGCGCGAAAGUAAGUCGUCUGUAAUGGUAAGUUCAAUUAAUUAAAUGUGUUCACGAUAAUGUGUAUAUGCACCGUGGGAUCUGAAAGUAAACUUUAAGUUCCGUUUUCAAUACAUAUAAUAGUUACCAUUGGCUGCAAAAAUCUCCUAUGAUUCUUACUACAGAUAUCACGCAUCGACCGGUGUUGAUAUAAUUAAAAAACAUUUACGAUGGAGAGCCAUCUUUAUUAUAUAAUUUUAAUUUCACAUCAAUCAGUUCAGGGAAAAUCAAUUAAGUAACUAAUUGGCAGAGAUUUGUUUAUAAGACCAAAUGACAUGUAACUUUAGUUCAUAUUACAGCCAACAUUUAAGAAAGCAACAUCAACUGUAAAGAUGAGUACCUUUUAUAACAAAUCAAGUCAUCAAUCAUCAUUUGAUACCAAUCGAGAGAAAAGAAUUCGCCCCUUUUUAAAUUCUACUGAAGCAGGUGAAACUUUAGUAAAGAAUCUCGAGAAGAAAGCACAAAAGUCUUCUCGUUUAUUAUUGUGGUAUUUUUUGCUGGACUUGCUUGGCAUGAAGGACACGGAGCAUAUGAUUACAUGGACAGACCGGGAAAAGUUAGAGUUUCGACUUGUGAACGCUCACGAUGUUUCAUACUUGUGGGGUCAUUUAAAUGGAAAAGAGAAUAUGACCUACGCAAAGUUUUCCAGGGCUAUUCGAUAUUAUUAUGGCAAAGGUGUUAUUGAGAAGAUUCCAAAUCGUAGAUUCUGCUACAGAUUCAUAAAAUCAGUAAAGACGAAAUUCGCAAUGGCCAAAGUACUGAAGUCAGAUGCUAAUGAUCCAAUUAAUAGCGGUGAAAGUUGCACGGCUAGUAAUAAAAACAAGUUGUUUAAUUGGAAUGAUAAGCUUAACUGUUUUGGAAAUACGACAUCUAAUUUCGUACAAGCAUUAACCAACAAGGCAGAUACCAUGGACUUCCCAACAACUGCACAAGUUAAAGACAAUUUAAGUUAUUUUCAUAAACUUGUAAAUCCGCCGCAUUGCAAAGGAAAUGAUGGCAAUUUCUCCAAAAAUAAAAAUGAAAAUCUUGCUGCCUAUGUAAAUAACUUGCUUGAUACACCUACCAAUGCAGAAAAACGUAGUGAGGUACUUUUAGACAAUGCAAGCAGUCAAUCGUCAUGCAGCGAUUUGUCAUUUUUAGCAAGUUAUAAUCAAGUCACAGAAAUGGAAAACGAUCUGAGUUGUGAGCGUGACAUGUUUGUUAAUAUUCCUGUUGACAUUCCAUAUAUGGAUGCAAAUGACUUGAUAUAUCAAUGUGGUGAUGUGUUACAACUUCAGAAUGAGUCGAUGAUCUUGCAUGAUAACCUACAACCGCAGUACAAUACGCAGAACAAUUCCCUAUCACAAGGAGACAAAUUUGCUAGUCAAAGCAUGGAGGAAGACCAGAGCUUACCUGAUUUUACUUGUAUGACGCCUACUGAGGAAUUAAUUUACAGCAAUUUUGUUCCUCAAAGCAAAUUCUAUGCCAGUCCAGUUUCUGAAACAGUCUCAGGAAGUUCAAGUGAUUUUUGUCUGGUACAGGACAACAAAUGUAUUGAAGAAAUCCCAUAUUAUGAUUCACUUGACGACAUAGAAAGUAUUAACAAUGAGAUUAACAAGAGAUUUCUAGAAUUAAAACAAAAACAAGAUGAACUGUUAUUAAAUGCCCGAGUUGGUGUUCCCACCAAUUUUAAUUCGUAAAUACAUAAGUAUAUUAUGUAAUUGCAAAGAUCAAAGGGUUUUUAUAUUAAAUGUAUGUAUAAAAAAACAUAUGUCUAGAAAUUGUAUAUAUAAGCAUUCGUAUACCGAAAGUGUAUUUAUAAAUAACAUUUUUUACCUAAGUUUUCUGUAAAGUCAAGCGGAAAUGUAUAAAUUUGUAUAUUUUUAUAUUUCAUAUAGUUAGAGAACACUCUUUA
Messenger RNA from Hydractinia symbiolongicarpus, 6202 nucleotides. RefSeq lists its product as uncharacterized. Gene Ontology annotation, molecular function: DNA-binding transcription factor activity, RNA polymerase II-specific; sequence-specific DNA binding. The transcript has 4 exons. Bases 4641 to 5987 code for a protein of 448 amino acids. Lineage: Eukaryota; Metazoa; Cnidaria; Hydrozoa; Anthoathecata; Hydractiniidae. The record is from RefSeq and is a predicted model, not a curated record. Gene Ontology annotation, biological process: regulation of transcription by RNA polymerase II; cell differentiation. Gene Ontology annotation, cellular component: nucleus.